This is a messenger RNA of Ictalurus punctatus (channel catfish), 4233 nucleotides long. RefSeq names its product syntrophin, alpha 1 (gene snta1). The coding region runs from base 74 to 1516 and encodes 480 amino acids. Gene Ontology annotation, molecular function: structural molecule activity; protein binding. Lineage: Eukaryota; Metazoa; Chordata; Actinopteri; Siluriformes; Ictaluridae. Gene Ontology annotation, cellular component: sarcolemma; dystrophin-associated glycoprotein complex; intracellular anatomical structure. The transcript is spliced from 8 exons. The record is from RefSeq and is a predicted model, not a curated record.
CUCUCUCUCUCUCUCUCCACCCCUAUCUCUUUACGGGACUCUGGCAGGCCGGUAUUCCAGGAAUGUGUGGAACAUGGCGGCCGCACCGAAGGCUCCGAAAAGCGGACUGCUCGAGGUUCGCCUGGCCGCGGAGCGCUGGAGCCGGGUGUUAGCGACACUCAGCGCGGACACGCUCACUCUGAGCCCGGGGGAGGUGAGCGCUGAGGCGGCUAAAAGCGCUCCGGCCACCGGCGGUACUGUGAAUGGAGAGCCGGGCCACCUGAGCUCUCCCGCUGUCCCGGACUCCAUCAGCAACGUGAAGAGAACCGUGCGAGUUACCAAACAGGACGUGGGAGGACUCGGCAUUAGCAUUAAAGGUGGUAAAGAGAACAAGAUGCCCAUCUUGAUUUCUAAGAUCUUCAAAGGACUCGCAGCAGACCAGACUGAAGCUCUGUAUGUUGGUGACGCCAUUUUAUCUGUCAACGGAUGCGACCUGCGAGAAGCUACUCAUGACGAAGCCGUUCAAGCUCUGAAAAAGACAGGGAAAGAGGUCAUCUUGGAGGUAAAAUACAUCAAAGAGAUGUCUGCGUUUUUUAAGAAUGCAUCUUCAGGCGCUCCCCCUCUUCUGGACUCUCCUCCUUCCACGCCACAGAAGCAGGUCGACCCAGUCAUGAAGGAGACCAGAACCAUCCCACUGAAAAUGUGCCAUGUCACCCGCAAGCAAUGUCCACCAGACACAGAGGACAGAUAUUUUGAGGUGGUGUCAGCAGACAGGAAGCAGUCUGCGUUUUUGAGGGCAAAGGAUCCUGCAAUGGCCCAGUCAUGGUAUAAUGCGAUCCAAGCAGGCUGCGCUGCCCUGCUCUCUACAGCUAAAGACAGCCUCAGAGCCCUGCAGCCGGGCAUGGACAUCACACACAUCGGCUGGAUCAUAGAGCAGGGAUCCGAGAGACUGAUACUAGCAGUGCUGACAGACAGAGAUCUGCUGUUGUACAGCUCUUUGCCUGAGAGCAGAGAGAGUCUUAAUAGCCCAGACAAGAGCCAUCCACUCAUUACCACCAGGCUCGUUCAUUCUGGGCCUGGAAAGAGUUCAUCAGGACAAGAUUCUGAUUUAACAUUCGGCCUGCGUUUAGGCACCAAGCAUGGUGUGGAGACCCACCUGUUUCGAGUGGACACUGCUAAAGAACUUUCCACUUGGAGCCACCUCCUGGUGGAAGGCUGUCACAGUGCUGCUGAACUCAUCCAAGAAGUCACUACAGCAUGCAGUUGGAAUGGUCAGUCAUGCAUGCUCAGUGUGCACAUAGAGAACGGUUUCACUUUGUUCACGGAGGAGGCAGGUGUGAGGAGACACAUUCUUCUGCAGCAGCCGUUUGAGCGUCUGCGCAUGUCCUCUGAUGAUGGAGUGCGCAUGAUCUUCCUUGACUUUGGAGGUCCAGACGCCGAGAUUCAACUGGAUCUUCAUGCCUGUCCUAAGACCAUCGUCUUCAUCAUUCACGCUUUCCUCUCAGCCAAAGUGAAGCGUUUAGGCCUUCUUGCAUGAGCGCCCAUGUUCUAAACUCCACACACAGUUACGACGAGGCACAACUAGAGAGUUGGAAGGCGGACCAGACAGAUCUAAAACCAGGGGCUGCCAUUGGUGGAAUCCUACCACUGUUGUUCAACAAACAAUUCAAAGCCAUGCAUCAAAAAGUGUUGAUCUUAUUAUACAUGUCAAACUUUUUUUUGUUGUUUUUGUUUUUUAGAGAAGAUUUUGUGUGCCAUAUCAGUUUGUAUGAAACAAUUGUUGCAGGCAAAAAAAAAAAAAAGAAGCAAAUAUUUGCAGGAAUACUUCACUGAAAGAAAAAAAAUCAUGGCAAACAAUGGAUUAAAUCCAGUGGAGAAAGUGGUGUAGUCCAGUCUAAUCUAGUUGAUACUAAUUGAUCUAUCACAAUUAGGCAUUUCAAAUCAGAGAUAAAAUGCAAAGCAUACAGUAUAUUUUUUUAUAUUUCUGUGGCUUCUGAAUGAUGCGAUUUAAUACAGAACAAUUACAUGGGUUUACUAUCCAGUAUAAACCCCUUAAAAGGUAGUAUACACAAAAAGCAUAAGGGCAUACAUCACUGAGUGUAACAGCAAUUAAAACAGAUGAGUUUCAUGAGAUCACCAGCCUGGGCUGCACUGGCUUCAACUCAUUGUUAGUCACACCGAGAGGCACACUCCCAGUGAAACGUCAUUGACCUAGAUUUUAGCGUUUUAAUAUUUUUCAUGGAGAAAUGUUUGUGACUUGGGGCACGGUGGCUUAAUGAUAAGCACGUUUGCCUAGGACCUCCGGAGUUGGGGGUCCCUCCGCCCUGUGUGCGUAGAGUUUGUUGUCAUGUUCUCCCCAUGCUUUCCUCCGGGUACACCGGUUUCCUCCCCCAGUCCAAAGACAUAGGCUGACUGACAUUUCCAAAUUGUCCUUAGUGUGUGAAUAUGUGUGCGAUUGUGCACUGCGAUGGCUGUCCCCCUGCCUUGUGCCCAAAGUUCCCUGGGAUAGGAAUCCAGGCUCCCAUGCGACCAUGUGUAGGAUAAGUGUGACUUGUGACUUGUAUUACACCUGAUGUCAAACAGUGCCAUAUAUAUAUAUAUAUAUAAAAGCCCUAGUCUAGAGCGCCGUUGGGAUCUGAGCACUUUUCAGUUAAAAUAUCAAGUUAAAUACACAGAGUGAGACCUUUGAUGGAACAAAGACCUGAUUCUUUGCAUUUACCUUAUUUAAUUACCAGUCUCUACCUUUCAGUUUUGUCUGUGGCACUAAUAGUCCUUAAACUGUACUAAACCAUAAAACAACUCCAGGUGUUCAAAAACGUCUGACUGACAGUGUAAAGUGGUGCUUUCAUGUGGUUCUGGGUGUAAUUAGAAUAUCCACAACGCACCAUGCCAUUAGGAGACAACAUAAGCGCUCUUUAAAUGCACCAAUGACAUAGUGGGCUGCAAAUAUGGGAAUUUGGGAAUUUCUGCUUCGGAAUUACAGCACAGAACAGCCUUCCUCAGUGCUCGUAAGACACGCAAACAGCUUCUAUUUUGCCACGGAACACUAGUACCCCAGCUAAUCAUUUUUGAUGUCAUUCGUUUCUCCUGAGGGGAAAAAAACCCCUCUUCAGUGAAGCUUCUAAUAGACAGGCAGUCGAAUCUAAUCCUGUUUUUCACAUACCUAAUACUGUAUGCAAUUUAAUCCUUUUUUUUAAUUUUUUUAUUAUUAUUAUUAUUAUUCUGAAUCAGUCAUUUCAUGGCAGCUUGUCCAAAUAUGAAAUCGUAUCAGUUAAAAACAAAAUCACUCACAAUUUAAAAAAAAACGUAUUUAUUCAUACAACUUUACAGUUUCAGUGAAAAUUGAACUCGUGUGAGGCACCUUUUUCUAAUCGUGCGAUCCAACCCCGAGGUAUUAAUCAUUUGACAUUCGAGUAUCAUACACUCAUGGGUGUAAUAAAAAAAAAUUAAAUAAAAAUGUAUUCAAGAACAACAAAAAUAAAAAAGAUAUUUAACAAUGAUGAAAUGUUCAUGUAAUGCACCAGAGUACAAAAUCUGAACACUCAGUGCCAUAUAUAUAUAUAUAUAUAUAUAUAUAUAUUUAUUGUCUAAUUACAGAAAUUAUUUCUUUUUAGAGUUUUCUUCCUAACCUCUUUUUUUUUUUUUUUUUCUUUUUUUCAAUUUUACUGCCCUGAGGUGUUUUUGUAAACAUUGUAGAACAUUCAGCUAUAAGGAGCCAUGGCAUAUUUUGAAAGGAACUUGUCAAAGCUUUUAAAUUUGCGAAUGUCGAAGCAAAAGAAAAGAGCAUUAGUAGUAUUUCCAGAAUGAAAGCUUGUCUGACUAACACGUUGCUUGAGCGCUACUCUUAUGAACGUUAGCGUCUUUAAAGUCAGCGGUAAAGCCCAGGAACAAAUUUGAUCUCCACCAAACAAGUACACUAGUGCUAAGAACCCCUGUCUGCAGUGGUGGAAUUAUCGGAUUGUUUUGCUUUGUGAUUUUAAACUUGUGUUUAACACACAAUUUUUUUUUUUUUUUUUUUUUUUUUAACUGCAACUGUUAAUGGUUUUGCGUUCAAUGGAUAAGUAGGUAUCAUUUAUUAUGGUGGCCUUUCAGAAAUCAUCCUAUAAAUUAAUAUAUAUACUUAAAACGUAAAUAUGUUAGCUCUUAAAACCCGAGACUAAAUUUUAUUAUACAUGCUUAUUUAAACAAGAGUGUGCCUUACAGGGUUGUUUGUACAUAAAGUAAAAUUGAAUAAACUUUACUUGUUGACUUACA